Messenger RNA from Sphenostylis stenocarpa, 354 nucleotides. The record is from the annotation of a GenBank genome assembly. Lineage: Eukaryota; Viridiplantae; Streptophyta; Magnoliopsida; Fabales; Fabaceae.
AUGGAAGACUUCAGAUCCAAAUCUUACGGCGACGGAAGGAUGCAGAUUGAGCCUUACCAUGGAACCGGCAUGCAAGAUCUCCGUUGUUACAGCGCCUCCUACGCCUCUUCUGUGCACCCAACGCAAAUCCAAACAGCUAACAACAACAACAUCAACGAUGCAAAGUUCAAAAAGGGAAAAUCGACAAAUGGGUCCACAUCGAAAAGUUGGAGCUUCAGUGACCCCGAGUUACAGCGUAAAAAGAGGGUCGCUAGCUACAAGGUAUAUGCAGUUGAAGGAAAACUGAAAGGGUCCCUGAGGAAGAGUUUUAAGUGGCUCAAGGACAGAUGUAACAGAGUUGUCUAUGGCUGGUAA